AUGUCGCUUCUGGCAGUACGGCAGUCAGGUGUACAGGCAAAGGCUGCACCACCCCGUCUCAUUCGAAGCUCCGCUAGCGAAGAGACCAAUCUCUUGUUUUCAUUCCAAACCGACGUGAUUGGUCAAACCAGCAAAGGACCCGCGCACGAAAUUGGACUGCGCCUAGCGAACACUAUAUUUGUCAAUGGGAGGGAAACAACAAUCUUUGGUAUGCGCUGGCUUUGGGAUAAAGACUCAAACGGAUAUGCUCUGGACAGUUCGAUCGAUCUCACAAGCUGCAUGGUUACGGCAACUUCCCAGGCCAUCGAUACCGCAUUGGAAUUGCCAUUGCAUCCAGUUACUGAACGACGAAGAGUCAUGACUAGCAUGGGAAACAUUUUACGGCAACUAGCAAAAUCAACGGAUGCGACAUCGACAGACACAAUACCUGCUUCGUCCGAACUCGAGAAGGAACUUCCCCGCUAUAUCGCAGAACAUAAUAUCGUUGACCAGCGUGUAUCCGUAUGGGCGCUUGUUGAGAAACCUGACUUGGAGGUGACCGAUCCAGGUUCGUCUACCCAGGAUCGCUUGACCCAAUCUCUGCGACAAGGCGGGAAACUGCACCAUGUCAUGAGUGGUGGGGGUGGAUGGGGAAAGAAGCAAGGCCUUCUUUCACUGGAUCCCGAGGUCACCUUCUCGGGGACUGCCAAACAAGACGAACUUGUCGCACUGAGUCAGGUCUUCGAUCGUGAUACCACCGCACAGUUGGACACACUCCCUUCUAUUGACAAGGGAAUCGCUGUAGAUGAUUUAUCUCUCCUCUCACAGGUGGCUACUGCAGGUGAUUAUAUUCAGUUCUUUGUGUCGAUACAACCAACUGGGCCACAGGGCAAAAUUUCAGGCAAUCAUGACUCGCAGGAAGAGCCUAUCAGCUAUCAAUUUGGAAUGGUAGCUGACUCCAUAGAACUUGAGACACAUGAAACGGAAGAGGACAGUAAUGGGAUCAUUUCCUUGCCUCGUACCUUUGGUGCAUUGUCCGAGAAGGCGAUUGCCUACUCACAGCCCAUCAAAGGAGAAACCGCAUCAGAGUCGUGCACAAAGCUGAACAUUCCAGGAUCUCGAGUUAUUCUAGAAACUGUAUAA
Messenger RNA from Penicillium coprophilum, 1122 nucleotides. RefSeq lists its product as uncharacterized. Bases 1 to 1122 code for a protein of 373 amino acids. The record is from RefSeq and is a predicted model, not a curated record. The transcript has a single exon. Lineage: Eukaryota; Fungi; Ascomycota; Eurotiomycetes; Eurotiales; Aspergillaceae.